This is a messenger RNA of Arachis ipaensis, 3972 nucleotides long. Lineage: Eukaryota; Viridiplantae; Streptophyta; Magnoliopsida; Fabales; Fabaceae. The record is from RefSeq and is a predicted model, not a curated record.
GGAAACAAAACAAGAAUGCGCGGCAAGUCUCCCGCGCUACGUGUUAAUAUUUUACCCUCACCUCCCUCCAUUUUCCAUUCUGCCAACCAAAACCAACACUUUCACACACCAAUGAACCACCUCCGCCCCCAAACCCACAUCGCCCCCGCCGAUGAAUCUGCCGCAUACGGCGCCUCAUCCGCGGACGCAAAGCGCGGCAAGAAGCGCGGCAGUUACAACUGCGGCCGCUGCGGUCUCCCCAAGAAGGGACAUAACUGCAACGUCAAAACCCCUACUUCCCCUUCUCAUUCUUCUCUCUCCACCUUCUCUGCCGUUUCCGCAGCUCCUUCUUCUGCUUCCCUGGUGCGCCAGCCGCCGCCUAACCUCCGCCGUGCGCUUUCGUUCGAAGACGCCGUCGCCGGCGGUGGCUUCGAUGACGACCUGAUGGACCUCGCCGGUGGAGAAGCUGGAGGUGCAUUUCCCGAAUCCGAUCUCGAUCUGGAUCUGGAUUCAGAUUCUAGCGGUUUGCCGAUGAGCCUUCUGUGGGAAGUGCUGAGGAGGCUGCCGCCGGCGGGGCUAUUGUCUGCGGCAAGGGUGAGUAGAGUUUGGAGGGAGACGACGAAGAGGUUGUGGAGGGCAUCAGAGGAGUUGAAUGUUAGGGUUCCAGCGAGAGUUCAGGUGGGUUCUGUUGCGUCGAUGUUGCAGAAGUGCCCGGGGAUUGUGAAGCUCUCUAUUAAAAUGGAGAGUGAUGUGGAUUCAACCAUGUUGGCUUGCAUUGCAUUCUCAUGCCCCAAUCUGGAGUACAUGGAGAUCUCGACCACUGACACUGCUAUCAAUCGGAUCAAUGGGGAUGAAUUAAGUCGAUUUGUUUCGGAUAAGAAAAGUCUAAAGAGCCUCAAGAUGGAAGGCUGCUGUAAUCUAGGCCGUCUUGUUCUUUGUUCAUCUAGUCUUUCCACGCUUUGGCUGUCAGAUUUGUUCUCUCUUUCAAAGAUGGUCUUUAACUGUCCCCAGUUAAGAGAGAUUUCCUUGGAGUUCUCUCAUCAAGAAAAUGAUGGUACUGAUCUCAAAACUUUGAUGGAAGGUUUGGGAAGAAGUUGCCCCAGUUUGCAGAACAUACAUAUAUCUUCAAUGCACCUUUCUCAUGCUGUUGUGCUUGCUAUUACGGCUGCGCAUUUAAGGGAGUUGCGAAUGCUUUCACUUGUUCUUGGAUCUGAAAUAACUGAUGCAUCUGUUGCUGCAAUUGCUUCAAGCUACCCAAAUUUGGAAUUACUUGAUCUCAGUGGAUCUGGCAUAAGUGACAGUGGCAUUGGAAUGAUUUGCAAUGUAUUCAGUGAAACAUUGACAAGACUACUUCUUGCUCUUUGCCCCUGUGUGUCUUCAAGUGGUAUUCAAUUCGCUAUGGCUCAGUUACCAAACCUUGAACUUAUGGACUGUGGUAUGACCAUAUGUGAUCCUAAUUCUGACAAUCCGACUGCAGACAACAACAGUUGUGAAUUACAACACAGAUCUAUUGCUAAUGGUCACCUAACAAACCAAAAGCUAAUCAUCAAACAUAGCCGUUUAAAGAAACUUAGUUUAUGGGGUUGUUCUGGCUUGGAUGCUUUAUAUUUAAACUGCCCACAACUUACUGAUCUCAACCUAAAUUCUUGUAGAAAUUUGCAUCCAGAGAGGCUGUUACUUCAGUGCCCUGGUUUGGAAAAUGUGCAUGCAUCUUGUUCUCAAGAUCUUCUAAGUAUGGCCAUCCAAAAUCAGGUCCGCAAUGCUUAUACAGCCAUGGAAAAUCUUUUACUUUGUAAGCGUUUACCUGAUGGGUCCAAAAAGGUCCGGGUUCCUCAUCAUUUACUCAGUAACGAGUUAAAAACAAUAACAGCAAAACCAUUGUUGCUAAGAACAGUCGGAGCUCGCCAUCGGAACCGGUUUUUGCUACCCGUCGCGCGCGAUAACAAGUUUUCGCCGCUGCCUUUUGCUCCAACUGGCUAUGGCAGUAGCAAGAUUGCUCUCUUCAAGGUUUUAUCUGCUGAGAAGGGGCAGGUUCAUAUAGUAGAGAAAAGUGGAGUUGAAGAGUUAUAUGAUGAAUUGGCUGCACGCCUUCUGCCUUCAGCAUCGGUGUCAUCAAGCCCUAAUUUUAAACACAUUGUUGGCUUGGCUGGUCCACCAGGUGCUGGAAAAAGCACUCUUGCACAUGAAGUAGUCAGCCGGGUAAACAAGCUUUGGCCAGAGAGAGCUUCUUCCAUGGACUCCCAGAAUCCAGAGGAAGCACAUGCCAGAAGGGGAGCUCCAUGGACAUUCAAUCCAUCACGUCUACUUGCGUGUUUCAAGAAUCUUAAAAUUCAUGGAUUCGUCUAUGUUCCAUCAUUUGACCAUGGGGUUGGGGACCCAGUGGAAGAUGAUAUCUUUGUGAAUGUUCAGUGAGUAUCUUACAUCAAGAUGAGUCCCAAUGAUAAGGAUUUUAUAUAUUUUUGACAUGAGACAUGAUUUCGGACAAGGCUAAAUGAUGAAUAAUUUAAAGCUUACGCGUAAAAGAAAAGAAAUGAUCAUCAUGGAUGAGAUCAAAAAAUAAAGUUUAAUGAAUUAUCUCCACCCUUAAGAAAAAUGACCCAAUAUUUAAAUCCAUGUGAACUCCAUUGUUUCAAUGAGAACCAGGUAUCAGCUACAGGAUAUAAAAUAAAACUGGUGUGUACUAAUGUGGAGGUGUUAUUCCAGUGAGGAAUUCAACCUCAGAAGCAUGUAGAGUGUAUUAGUACAGUAUAUAUACUUAUGAAUAUUGUAAAUUUAAGAAAAAUAGCCUUGGUAUAAAGGGGCUCUUCACGCUGCUAUUCCCGUUUUAAUUAAUUUCCUGCCUAAUACCCCUCUCUUCUUCCCCUGCAGAGUCUCCUGUACAUUUGAGUAAUUCUAAAAGUGGUUAUACAUUAGCAUCACUCUUUUCCAAUUAUAUAUGGUUCCCACCCAAACUACAUGCUACAUACUUACACAUCCCACAUAAAUAAUUUAGACAAAUCUAUACAUAUUUUUAGUUAAUAUGUGUUUGGUAAUUUCACAAAACUUAAUUAAAUUGAAUAUGAUUAUGUAAAAAUUAUUAUUUACAAUUGCAAUUCUCAUUAAAAAUAGUUUAAAUCCCCCGCUUACAAAUAGAUUUUAUCCAAGUUAGUGUUUGGCUUCCCCAUUUUGGCUUUGAAAUCAACAAUUCGGUAUACUUUUACGAGUUAUGUUUUAGGAUUAAUUGGGUUAAACUCGUCAAUUUUAAUGUUUAUUUAUUUAUAGCCUUAUUUAGACUUUUCUUCUCUUUUUCUUUUCCUUCUUUUUAAUUGGAAUAUAUCUACAUCCAUAGACAGACUUAAUUUAUUGUUCUGGCAAUCAGUAAUUUGAAAAAGAAUAUGUUAUAUAGUGGAACUCAACUGUCGUUAACAAGGUUUUUCGUAUACGGUUAAGUGGAAUAACAAUGCAAGUAAAUUGAUGAAUUAUGUCUUUCAAUAAUAAUCAGAAUAUUUUUAGUUAUCAAGGCCUUAAUUGUUUAAAUUUAUUGAUAGAAUGAGCAUUAUUUUACUAACAGUAAAACAUAACAGCCCCAACUAAUAAGGAAUGGUAUGUGAGUUAUAAAUUAUAGCUUUGAAUCAGUAAUACUAAAUACAAUAAACAUACAUUAUAUACCAAAGGAAGUGCAAAUAUAUUUUGAAAAUGACUCCUUCAAUUUUAGUUAGAAAUAGUAGUUAUGCGAACUUGCUGAAAGUCAAGAUUUAUAGUUCCGUUCAUCAAUUUUUCCAUGGAACUAAUUAAUUUGGUUCAGCUUUUACCAUUAUGAUUGAAACAAAAAAACAAGAUAACCCAUUAACUCUAAAAUGGAAAGUGCAUAGAAAAAAUAAAUAGUACAACAGAUUCCAAUCUCAUGUAAUUUUUGGUUUAUUAAUUAAUUGAUUUUUAUAAUAUUUAUUUCUUUUCUGGUAUACAUCAAUAUACUUCUUCUUCUUCUUCUGGUAUACAUCAGUAUACUUCUUC